AUUAUGAAUUCUGAACUCAAGACACAACAUAGCAUAGAAAGAGAAAGCGCAGGGUCCGACCCGAUACCUCAUCUUUCGCCCUAGUGCUCGUUUUCAGAGCUGCAAAGGAAUCGACACAGAAAGUGAUUAAAAAAGGGAGAAGAUAUCUUUGGUGUCAAACGCUCCCUGAUUCUUCUGCUGUGGACUCCACUUCUCUACUGUUCCACCUCUCCACACUACGAUUCUGUGAAAUCUCUGAACGAACGCUCUGUAAUUGGUGAUUUUGGAGCCGAACUGUUUCGUCCAAUGAAAAUCAAUCGCGAAAGUUUCCGUUGAUAAGUCGUGGAGAAUUUACUGGUAAAAUUUGAUCCAGUUAAAACAGUUAUUCGUUGGCGAAAUUGAGUGAAUGCGUCUCCGAUCUUCAGCCGGCCGGGGACGUAAUCUGAGAAGAUCUGAGAAUUUUUAAUACUAACCGAAGCUGCAAGUUCUCGAAUCCCGUGUUCGUUUCCGAAUUCAAACGGGAUCGAAUUCUAUGAGAUUUCAUCUCCGGAAGGAGCGAAAUUCAAAAUUCCGUUGAAUUACCGGGAAGGAAAAGGAAAACAGAAAAACGGAAAAGCAUCAUAUUCAGGUUUUGAUGGAGCUUCCUCAAGCAUGCCCCCUUGGAACCGAAGGGAGGAAACCGACCCAUGACUUUCUGUCACUCUACAGUAAUUCAACUGCCCAACAAGAUCCAAGGCCACCUUCUCAAGGAAGUUACCUCAAGACCCAUGAUUUCUUGCAGCCACUAGAACGGGUAGAAACGAAAGCCAGUGCCAAGGAAGAAGCCACAGAUGAAAUAUCAUCGGUGGUUCAAAAGCCACGUUCACCUUCAGUUGAGCACCUCUUACCUGGAGGAAUUGGGACUUAUAGUAUUAGCCACAUUUCAUAUGUUAAUAAUAAUAAUAAUAAUAAUCAAAGGGUUCCAAAACCAGAGACAUCAUCCCUUUACGGGCGUCAAGCAACUAGUACGGAUAGGAAUGAAGAAAACUCUAACUGCAGUUCAUAUACUUCAAGUGGUUUCACUUUGUGGGAAGAGUCGUCGGGGAAGAGGGGAAAGACAGGAAAGGAGAAUAAUGCGGGCGAGAAACCCUCUCUAGGAGAGUCUGCAGCAAAGCUAGGGCAGUGGACAACAACGGAGCGGACGUCACAGUCAUUUUCCAACAAUCGUCACGGCAGCUUCAGCUCUCGCUCUUCGUCUCAGACAACUGGGCUGAAAAACCAGAGUUUUAUUGAAAUGAUGAAGUCUGCAAGGGAUAGUGCACAGAAUGAAGUGCUAGAAAGCGAGGAAACAUUUUUUCUCAAGAAAGAACCCUCCUCGAACACCCAAAGAGCAGAACUGCUUGUGAAAGUGGAUGGGAAGAGUACUGAUCAAAAGCCAAACACACCAAGAUCAAAACACUCUGCAACAGAACAGCGGAGAAGGAGCAAAAUUAAUGACAGAUUCCAAAUGCUAAGAGAGCUUAUUCCACACAGUGACCAAAAGAGGGACAAAGCAUCUUUUUUAUUGGAGGUCAUUGAAUAUAUUCAUUUUUUGCAAGAGAAGGUGCACAAGUAUGAAGGUUCAUUUCAAGGGUGGAGUAACGAGCCAGAAAGAUUGAUGCCAUGGAGAAAUAAUGACAAGCCAGCAGAAAGUUUUCAACCUCGUGGCACCGAUAAUGGGUCAAGUCCAUCACCAACAAUUCCUGGGAGUACCCAGAAUGUAGAAUCUGGCUUGAGCACAGCAACUACCUCCAAGACAAUGGAUCAUCAGGCUGGAAAAAUGAACAAGGCUUUUCCAAUUCCUAUUCCUUCACAGCUAAAUUUCUUCACUCCAACCCAAAUCGGUGGUCCAGGUGGAGUAGUGUCUCAGCUCACACAUAGAUCGGCAUCUGAUGCUGAGAACACCAAAUAUCAACCUUCAGUGGAAUGUCAGACUAUGACUGCUACCAAUGAAAAGCUGAAAGAGAAAGAGCUCACUAUUGAAGGUGGUGCCAUUAGCAUAUCAAGCGUGUACUCAAAAGGGUUGUUACAUACGCUUACACACGCAUUGCAGAGUUCAGGGGUGGACUUGUCACAGGCUAGCAUCUCAGUGCAAAUUGAACUUGGUAAACAAGCAAACAUCAGAUCAAAUGUACCAGUGUCAGUGUGUGGUGCUAAGGAUGGUGCAGUUCCUUCUAACAAUCAAAAGAUGAUGCGCUCUAGAGUUGCUAGCUCUGGGAAGUCUGACCAAGCAGUUAAGAAGCUAAAGACUUGCAGAAGUUAAUUCGACCGUUAUAUUCAUUCUUUCUUUAUUACAAUUCUUACUAAUUAUUUGGGGUAACUUUUUAAAAUUAAUUUUUGGAAGGGGUAUUUUAUGUCUUCUGCUGGCUUUAUUAUCCAGCGUGGGGGAGAUCGACUGUACAUUCAGUGUCUUCUUAGUUUGUUGGGAUCAUUAGGCUCACCCCAACAAAAUAAAAUGAAUUAUUUUAGUUUCUAAAUCAUAUAAGUAUAAAGGCUUCCAUACUAAUCGAGAAGCUAUUUUUUAACCAAGGCUUCUAUUCAUGUAAAGAUUGUAAACUCUCGCUCCGUUAUUUGCUGCAUAUUGUUUUUCAUUUGGUUUUGGUGGUUUA
Messenger RNA from Glycine soja, 2606 nucleotides. Its product is annotated as transcription factor BIM1-like. The coding region runs from base 614 to 2260 and encodes 548 amino acids. Lineage: Eukaryota; Viridiplantae; Streptophyta; Magnoliopsida; Fabales; Fabaceae. The record is from RefSeq and is a predicted model, not a curated record. The transcript is spliced from 12 exons. Gene Ontology annotation, molecular function: DNA-binding transcription factor activity; protein dimerization activity. Gene Ontology annotation, biological process: DNA-templated transcription.